AUGUCCAUAGCGAAGCAAAAGCUCAAAACCCCAAGUUCUGUAUCCUUGCCCCGCGGCCUUACCAACUGCAGAGACUCAGCGCGCAAUAAUUAUUCGAUUUACGAAGAAGGUUAA
Molecule: messenger RNA, 114 nt
Organism: Chondrus crispus (carragheen)
Lineage: Eukaryota; Rhodophyta; Florideophyceae; Gigartinales; Gigartinaceae
Exons: 1
Coding region: 1-114 (37 amino acids)
Source: RefSeq, a predicted model, not a curated record